Messenger RNA from Amphiprion ocellaris (clown anemonefish), 888 nucleotides. RefSeq names its product hemicentin-1-like. Gene Ontology annotation, cellular component: plasma membrane. Bases 1 to 888 code for a protein of 295 amino acids. Gene Ontology annotation, molecular function: fibroblast growth factor binding; fibroblast growth factor receptor activity. NCBI's taxonomy places the organism in Eukaryota, Metazoa, Chordata, Actinopteri, Pomacentridae. The transcript is spliced from 6 exons. The record is from RefSeq and is a predicted model, not a curated record.
AUGUAUACUGUAUUACUGCUUGUACAACUUACUUACUAUGUGUUUACGGGGUGCAUCAUUGCAGUUGAUGGUAACUGGGCUUCAUGGCAGCCUUGGGGAGAAUGUUCUGCUUCCUGUGGAGGCGGUGAGAGGACACGUGUUCGGCUCUGCUAUAGUCCAUCUCCCAGUAAUGGUGGCCGGCCGUGUCCAGUAGACUCCACCCAGCUGUCCAGGUGUAACACGCAGGCCUGCCCAGGUGGGCCCCAGAAGGCUCGAGGAAACAUUAUAGGGAACAUCAAUGAUGUUGAGUUUGGCAUCGCCAUCCUUAAUGUCACCAUCACAGAUAGCAAGUCUGGCAGCAAAAUCAUCAAAGCCACAAUUUCUAAUGUACCGAGGACAUUAGGGCCUGCAAUGAGGAAGCUCAUCUCCAUCCUGAACCCCAUCUACUGGACCACUGCACAGGAAAUAGGGGAGGCUGUCAACGGCUAUAUGCUAACAGGAGGCGUCUUCAGGCGAGAGACGCAGGUGGAGUUUGCUACAGGUGAGAUCCUGAGGAUGACCCACAUUGCCAGGGGCCUGGACUCUGAUGGAGCGUUGUUGUUGGACAUUGUAGUCAACGGACACAUCUUACAGCUGCCUUCACAAGCUGACAUCAGCAUCAAGGACUACACAAAGGAUCACAUCCAGACAGGCCCCGGGCAGCUGUACGCUCUAUCCACCCGAAUGUUCAGCAUCGACAAGGAAAGUGUGCCCUACUCCUGGAACCACACAAUCUCCUAUGACCUGUCCAAAGGGAAGAUGCUGUAUCUGGUUGAAAUGCUGCAGGCCACAGCCAUCAGUGCUCAUUAUCACCCACUGGAGGAGGUGUUGGAGUACAGCAUCCAAGCUAGUAUCACUAAAGGUAUAUGA